Messenger RNA from Kockovaella imperatae, 1552 nucleotides. RefSeq names its product putative aldehyde reductase i. Lineage: Eukaryota; Fungi; Basidiomycota; Tremellomycetes; Tremellales; Cuniculitremaceae. Bases 445 to 1434 code for a protein of 329 amino acids. Gene Ontology annotation, cellular component: cytosol. Gene Ontology annotation, molecular function: aldose reductase (NADPH) activity. The record is from RefSeq and is a predicted model, not a curated record. The transcript has 10 exons.
GGGUUAGGAAGUUAGAGACUGUAGACAUUGGUCAAAAAUGCCUACAAGAAUGCAUCCUGCUGUUGUCUUUUUUUCCAAACAAUACGUCACGCCACACCCGGAAUGUCAUCGGCGGUUCUCUUCGGUGUAAUAGGAGAAUUACGUAAAUGUGCCACGAGGGUCAAGCGGUUCGAUUGAGUGUCCCAAAUCUCGCCGACAUCGGUGACACACGCCCUUCUUCUUCUUCCACCCGCCCCCUCCACUUUCCCUUUCUUUCCUCCCCUUUCUCUUCUCUACAUCUCACUUUUCUACUGAGUGUUCAACUCAAGCAUCAAAACCUGUGAGUCAGUGGGAACAUCACCCUCUGAGUGUAUCACCACGCCUGAAGGUUCUGACACUCCUACUCACUCUCUCACCAGGCCCAACAUAUUCGCGUCCAUCGCAAGAGCAGCUGCUAGAUCCAAAAUGGUUCCUUCUCACUUCACUUUGAGCAACGGAAAGAAGAUCCCUUCCAUCGGUCUCGGAACCUGGCAAUCCAAGCCCGGUGAGGUCAAGGCCGCCGUCGAGGCUGCCCUCAAGAGCGGAUACCGACACAUCGACUGUGCCUGGGGAUACGGAAACGAGAAUGAGGUCGGUGAGGGUAUCAAGGCCUCUGGUGUCCCCCGAGAGGAGAUCUGGAUCACUUCCAAGCUCUUUGAAUACCACCACGAGCCCAAGUACGUCGAGAUGGCCUUGAAGGACACCCUCAAGAAGCUCGGAGUCGACUACCUCGACUUGUAUCUCAUGCACUGGAACAUCUGCUUUCAGGUCGACGCUCCUGAGGGCGAGCUUCCCUUGAAGGAACACCUCGUCAAGAACGACGAGGGAACCGUCAAGCUCAACGUUCCACUCAGUGACGAUGUUACCCCCACUUGGCAAGCUCUCGAGGCCUGUGUCGAGAAAGGUCUCACCAAAGCCAUUGGUGUUUCCAACUUGAACAUCAACCGAACCAAGCAGGUCCUCAAGAUCGCCAAGAUCAAGCCCGUUGCCAACCAAGUCGAACUUUCCAUCCAAUGCCCUCAACCCGAGCUCGUCUCUUGGCUCCAGAAGAACGACAUCCUUCCCUGCGCCUACUCGCCUUUGGGAGGAACCGAUGGACAAAAGCUUCGGGAGAACGAGACCGUUGUCAAGAUUGCCGAGAAGCACAACGUCCAAGGUGCCACUGUCCUCAUUUCUUGGUUGCUCAAGCGAGGAAUCUGUGUCUUGCCCAAGUCUGUUACUCCUUCCCGAAUUGAGAGCAACUUGAAGACCGUCGAUCUCUCCGAAGAGGACUUCCAGGCCAUCGAGAAGCUCGCCGAAUCCCACCCUCCUAACCGAGUCUGUGACCAAUCCACCUUGUACGACCCCCACUACGACAUCUACCAGGAGAAGUCAGAGGAGUUCUCUGACAAGAAAAUGUGGGCCCAGGAGCAAUAAGCUGCGGAGCGUCCUAAGAGUCUCCGAGACGGAGGAAAAUGUUACAGGCGUGUAGAUGGAGUGCGUUAAAAGAAACCGGGAGACCAUUCUUUUGCGUAUGCAUAUUCUGGUACUUUUG